AUGCAACUAUGUCAUGAGUCAGUCCUGGCUCAGCAGAAACAGGGAGUCCAUUCCCCGAAUCCACCUGCGUCUCUGGGCAAGCACAAGGUCGCUUUUGGUCUGCGAUUAGCCCCGCCACCCGAGGACGCGCCACAUAGCCUCGACGUUUUCAUGCUCUCUUAUACGACAGUGCUGAAUACAAAAACUGUAGCUGAAAUUCUACGUAUGGGAUACACUCGUAUACCAGUGUUUGAUGGUGAUCGGAAUAACGUCGUUUCGUUAUUGUUUGUGAAGGAUCUGGCGUUAUUGGAUCCUGACGACAACUUCACCAUACAGACAGUCUGCGGCUACCAUCAACAUCCACUACGAUUCGUUAUGGAAGACACUCCUUUGCGCGUUAUGUUGGAGGAAUUCAAAAAGGGUGAUUACCAUUUGGCAAUGGUGCAACGCAUUGUAUACACGGAAGAUAGUGAUCCAACUUACGAACUUGUGGGAGUUGUUACACUAGAAGAUAUUGUUGAAGAAAUCCUGCAGGCGGAAAUUGUGGACGAGACGGACGCUAUAAUGGAUAAUGUUAACAGAACAAGAAGGAGAGGUGCCCAGGCUCGCGACGUCUCGUGUCUAAUGGAUACAGAUGAACCUUCUCGUGUGAUAAGUGUGCAGAUGCAAUUAGUAGCAAUGCAGUGGCUAACUACUAAUCACAAUGCAUUUAACUCCGACCACAUAAAUCAAUCUGUUUUGGAAAGAAUUAUUCGUCAAAAUUGCCGCCGUGUGCGUGCCUUUCCUGAUUAA
This is a messenger RNA of Necator americanus (New World hookworm), 771 nucleotides long. RefSeq lists its product as uncharacterized. Gene Ontology annotation, molecular function: transmembrane transporter activity. The record is from RefSeq and is a predicted model, not a curated record. Gene Ontology annotation, biological process: intracellular manganese ion homeostasis; magnesium ion homeostasis; transport. Gene Ontology annotation, cellular component: plasma membrane; cytoplasm. Lineage: Eukaryota; Metazoa; Nematoda; Chromadorea; Rhabditida; Ancylostomatidae. The transcript has 6 exons. Bases 1 to 771 code for a protein of 256 amino acids.